Messenger RNA from Bradysia coprophila, 1099 nucleotides. RefSeq lists its product as uncharacterized. The record is from RefSeq and is a predicted model, not a curated record. Lineage: Eukaryota; Metazoa; Arthropoda; Insecta; Diptera; Sciaridae.
CAAUUUUUACGUUGGUGUGUUCAUUAAGUCAAACAAUCAAUCUAGAUCGUUUCGUGUUUCGAUUAAAUAGAAAAAGAAUCAAAGGAUUGCCGAUUUUUGUAUAACAAGUGCAAUCAGAAGCAUUAUAACUGAUUAGAAAAGUUUUAAUAAGUUUUCGGAAACAUGGAAAGAAAUGGUAAACGCAAACCAACAAUGAAUGAACAAUGUGAAAGCAAUUGGACGGAAUCUGACGGAUUACGCUUACAAGAAUUGUUUGACAAUGGAUUGUUGAGUUUGGCAGAUCCAAUUUCGAAAAUAAUAAGCUUAGACAAACGCUUCGCGAAAUUUAAUAGUCGGGUUCUUGGAAGUCGUUUGGGACGGUUAAGAAAAAAUAAUGCUUCCACUUCGUCAGUCAACGGUGCAUCAAGAAAAGAUGAAGUAAUUAAUCUACGGGCUAGUUCAGAAACGUCGGACUCAGAUGAAUGUAGUCUAAUUUGUGACAACAUGCCAUUUUUAUGCUUUACUUAUGUGGAUACCAGCGACGAGAAAGAAAAAGUCGUCAUACUAUUGGAUCUUCCAGGUGGUACAAAAAGCUAUGAAUGGAAGUUCAACGAUCGGGGUGACGGUAUUAUUCUACAAGUGGAAUGGAGCCGUGCUCUAUACGAUGUUUCCAGCUUUUCAGGGUUUACUGCAGGAGAUGAUCAAAAGUUAAAUGCGAUGCAGGAAAUGCUUUCGAAGCAAGAUAUUAGCCGAAAGAAAAUUCCGAAAUGCAGAAUCCAAGUUUCAUUAGGCAGAAAAGUUCGCAUAGACGAUGAUUCCUGGGAAGCUACCGUCAUUAAACAUGAAGGCAGUAAGAUCCUCAUGAUCGAAUUUUCGGAAUAUCACGAAAAAAUUUUUAAGAAAUUAAAACGAGGAAGCUUCGCGGAUAAUUAAUAAAUUUCUUAAAUGAUAAUUAUACGCAAUGCUAGCGUAGUGGUAUCGUGAGUGUGUCGUGAUUUUCUUAGUAUAUUAGUAUUAGAAUCUAAAAUGGAUUAUUUGAAUUGAACUAAUUCUUUAAAUUCUAUCCAUAAUUUGAGCUGUUAUCAAAUGAAUACUUUUUUCUCAAUAAAAUGUUAGUGAA